AUGAGCGACGGCGCGGCAUCCGCGUCGAAGCCGCGUUCCGUGCACGUGCCGAAGCUGCGCAAGGGGAAGGGCCCCUCCGCGGCGCUCCCCGUGUUCGGCUCGUGGAACGCUCCGCAGCCCCCGCCGAAUUUCAACAAGGGCUCGUCGGCGGAAAACGCGGCGGCGCAGGCGGCGGCGGCGGCGAUCCGCGCGGCGACCGCGGGCGCGGGCGGGGACGGGCAGCCAAAAUUCACGGAGGUGUUUCGCGCGAAAGGGGAGCAGCGCGGGAACGGGCAGUGCGCGUGGCCUGAGUACGACGCGAUUCUGGCGAAGCAGACGAUGAUGCACGAUAGGCUGCGCGCCGAGCAGAUGCUGACUCAGCAGCAGCAGAUGAUGACUCACCACCGGCAAUCAAGCAAGAACUCCCUGGUUUCCCCACAGACUUCUGACUCCUCGUUCCCCCAGUCCUUCCCCCAGCCCUUCCCCAGCGUCACUUCUUCCCCCGACCCCUACGCCUUCCCCCCAUCCGCCUCCCUUCCGCUGCCCCCAUCCUCUGCCCCCGCGCCCCCGCCCUUCUUCCCCUCCUCCUCCUCUCUUCCCCAGCCCAGUACUGCCGCGCAGCCCCCCCCACCAUCCCCCCCAGCGGCUCUCGUUCCGCCUAUCGUCCUCCCCCCGCCUUCCGCCACCUCUGCCCCUUCCGACUCCGCCCCACCCCCUCCCUUUCUCGCGCCUGCGCAAUCCGCACCGGUCCCUCCGCCCCCAUUCGUCAAGCCCUCUCCCCUUGCUGCGUCUGAACCACCACCGCUGCACCGUGCCUCUCCCCCUGCUGGUUCGGACUCCCCACCGCUACACUACGCCUCUCUGCCUGCUGCCAUGACUGCCCCUCCGCCUGCCCCUCCGCCUGCUGCUCCGUCUGCUGCUCCGCCUGCCCCGGCCCUUCCACCCGCCCCUGCGCGCGAGUAUGGGUACGAAUACGCGCCUGCCCCUGUGCCUUCGCCUAACGGUUGGGAUGGUGGUGCUGGUGUUGGUGCCGGUGUUGGCGCUCUCUCUGGCACAGCCGCGCCUGUGUUUGCUGCUGGUGCUGCCCCUUCGUACACAAGUGGUGGCGAGGGAGGGGUAGCAGCACCAGCAGGGGCGGAAGGGCAGGGAACGCACGGGGGACAGGGAGGGCAGGGAGCGGGAGAGGUGCUGUGGGGAACGGGGAAAGAGGAGUUUGGGGGGCACGGGCAUGGGGAGGGCAGUGUGGGGAUGGCAGGGCGAGGGUAUGUGUGGGGUGGGGAAACGGAGGGGUAUGGGAGUGGAUUGGAGGGGUAUGGUGGUGGAAUGGAGGGGUAUGGAGGGGGAAUGCAGGGGUACGGAGGGGGGAUGCAGGGGUAUGGAGGGGCGGGGAUGGUGGCGAUGAGUGCAGAGAUGGGGAUGGGAUUGGCUGUGGUUGAGGAAGGGGAAGAUGAGGGGCUGGAUAGCGAAAUGGCAGAGCAGAGUGAGGGGGGCGAGGUGGAGGGACAGAGGCAAGGGCAGGGGCAGGGGCAGGGGCAGGGGCAGGGGCAGGGGCAGGGGCAGGGGCAGGGGGAGGUAAAGAAGGGGUAUGAAGGGGAAAGGGAGGUGGGGGAAGAGUGGAGCAGGAAGGAGGAGGCCGUUGUGGGAGUGGGGGUUGAGCGAGUGGGAGGAGGAGAGAUUGGGAGUGAGGGAGAGGAGGGGGUGAAAGAGGAGGCCAGGGAUAAUUUCACUACCAGUGUCAAAACCAGCGUUGCUACCGCGUCUUCCGCUGCUACAGCAGCCGCCCUUGCGGCUGCUCCUCCCUUCUUCUCCCCCCCACGGGGCCCGUCCGCCCUUACCUCUCAGAGUUACAGUUCCAACACCCAGCCAGGUGCUAACUCAGGUGCCCAGUCAGGAGGGCAGUCAGGCAAUCAAUCCGGUGAAGCGGGUGCAGGAGGGGGUCUGUACAUGUUCAGCGGGCUGACAGGGAGUGACUAUACCGGGAGUGACUAUGCUGGCAGCGGCUGCUUUGUUGAUCCAGGGAACAACUCUGGUGGCCCCCUUGCGGCCACCGCUGCUGCUGCUGGUGCUGGUGCCUCUGCGUUUGCUGCAGCAGGGACGAGGCCAGCAGCAGGGGGAGGAGGAGGAGGAGAGGGGGGAGGUGUGGGAGGAGUGGGGUAUAUGAGUGGUCAACCUGCAGUAGCAGCUGGGGGCGAAGGGGGAGUGGGAGCCGGGGGGGUCAUGAACGCGGGUGGGGAAGGAGCGAGCGGAGGGAGCGGCGGCGGCGGGUACACAGAGUUUUAUGAGGCGCAUAUGGCUGGCAGGAAGCAAGAGACUACCCUGGGUAGUGACUAUGGCCCUGCUGCUGCUGGGGCGGUGGUGGCAGGAGGGGGGGUGGCAGCAGGGGGAGUCGCAGCAGGAGCAGGAGGAACGGUAGCAGCGGAAGAGGAGGCGGCAUGGGCAGGCGGGGAGGCGAAGACGGGGGGGCAGGAAUCGUCAUGCGGGGCACUGGUGGAGAUGGUGAUGGCGCCGCCGUUUGUGGGCAUGGACUCUCCCACGUAUGUCAGGCGCGCUGGUAGCCUGUCCCGGUCUGCUGAGAUGCCACCAACAGCAGCAGCAACAGCAGCAGGAGGAGGAGGAGGAGGAGCAGCAGGAGGAGGAGGAGGAGACGGUGGGCAGCGGCAGGGGAGUGAUUCGGGAAGCAUGUCUCAGGGAAUGGGGCAGCAAGCGACGGGACAGCAAGCAAUGGGACAGCAAGCGAUGGGACAGCAAGCGACAGGGCAGCAAGCGACGGGGCAGCAGGGAUGGCAGCAAGGCGGGUCGCAGGGAUGGCAGCAAAGCGGGCCGCAGGGAUGGCAGCAAAGCGGGCCGCAGGGGGCGACGCAGGGGGGCUUGUAUGUAGGUCCAGGCCUCACAGGCCAACCCUAUGCCUCUGGGAUUUUCCCACAGCAGCCAUACUCGGGCCAAGCGUUUUCAGGAGCCUGGCAGGGCCAGGGGCCCCAGGGACACAUGCAGGGGCAGUGGCAGGGGCAGGGGCAGGGACAGGGGGCACAGGGGCAGGGACAGGCAUACGGACAGGGACAGGGGCAGGGGCAGGGGCAGGGACAGGGAGCAAAGGGACCUCAGGGGCAGAGUCAGGGGUUGCCAGGCCCGGCGCAGGGUUAUCCAGGGCAGGUGUACCCCGCACAGGGGCAAGGACAGGGGCAGGGGCAGGGACAGGGUUACCCAGCGCAGUUGUACCCGGGGCAGGUGUAUCCUGGGUCAGGGCAGGUACCGCUACAAGGCGGGGCGGCGUAUGCAGCAGGAGCAGGUGGAGGGUUUGCAGCUGCAGGAGCAGCGCUGGCAGGGCAGGCAGGAGCUGCACCACCGUAUCCCGUUCAGAAGCCAGCUCGCAAGAAAGGAGGGUUCUGUAGCUGCUUUGGCAUUUGA
This is a messenger RNA of Closterium sp. Naga37s-1, 3384 nucleotides long. Lineage: Eukaryota; Viridiplantae; Streptophyta; Zygnematophyceae; Desmidiales; Closteriaceae. The record is from the annotation of a GenBank genome assembly.